Tarenaya hassleriana is the source of this 528-nucleotide messenger RNA. Its product is annotated as RPM1-interacting protein 4-like. The coding region runs from base 101 to 346 and encodes 81 amino acids. The record is from RefSeq and is a predicted model, not a curated record. Lineage: Eukaryota; Viridiplantae; Streptophyta; Magnoliopsida; Brassicales; Cleomaceae. The transcript has 3 exons.
GGCCCAGCCCAUAUUACGACGUUCCUCAAUUCUCCAGCGGGAAGGAGAGAAAAGGAGAGAAGGGUUCGCCUCCUCAUCAAAUCUUCUCCGCUCACCGGCCAUGGCGGAGAAGGAGAAGGGUCAGCACUUGCCCAAGUUCGGGGAAUGGGAUGUGAACGACCCGGCAUCGGCCGAUGGAUUCACUGUUAUAUUCAACAAGGCCCGGAACGAGAGGAAGGGCGGUACCAAAACCGACACCCCUAGCAAAGAUUCUCGCAGCCACAAGAAGAACACCGUCGUUCUUGGGAAGCCUCAAUCUAUGCAGAAACGAUGGUUAUGCUGCGUAAAAGCCGAACGUGCCGAUUGAACUCUGUUUAUGAAGAGUGGGAGCUUGAGGUUGAUGAGCUGUCUACACCAAAAGAUGAAGAAAAUGGCGCUUAAGAGAAUAAUGUUUGUCUUUUUUAUUUUAUCUAUAAACGACUAAGAUUUAUUGACGAAAUUCUUCUCUCCCAUGUGGAUUCUGUUAAUAAAAAUUAUCUAAUUCUACUA